This is a messenger RNA of Babesia bigemina, 471 nucleotides long. RefSeq lists its product as hypothetical. NCBI's taxonomy places the organism in Eukaryota, Apicomplexa, Aconoidasida, Piroplasmida, Babesiidae. The record is from RefSeq and is a predicted model, not a curated record. The annotation marks the transcript as partial. The transcript has a single exon.
AUGAUUCAAGCUUUUAAAGGGCCAGUUGAAAAAGACGGUUUCACUGGUAAUGCAGCAUCAGCAAGAUUUGUCGCUAAGGAUAUGCCGGGUUACCGAACAGGCACAAUAGGCACGCCAAAAGGUAAAAAAGAUGAGUACGACAUCGCCUUAAACAAUGUUGACACCGCGCUUAAAGCAUUCGAGACUGAAGGCUGUGUCGAUCAUAUUGAAGGCGAAGAAGCCGACAUUCAACAAAAGAAAGAUGAACUUGGUGGCUUCGUCACCGAAAUCACUAACGAACUAAAUGACAUUGGAGUUUUAAUUGACAGCACCUCAGGUGUGGUAGUGAACAGACAGAUGAUGUCUGCAGAUCCACAAGGCCUCAAGCAGAAGUUCAUUGACUUGAGAAGUAAAAUCGGCAGAACCAUCGGUGUUGAAACAGUCAGGAUAGGCACUCUUCAGAAAAUUCAUGACGAUAUGACUACUUUAAGA